GAGAGGAGCUCCACGCAUGCGCACACAGAUGAGAACGCUGUCACCGUGAUUUUCGUAAACUCCCGCCUUCAGGCUGAUUAUACAGGAAAGGCGGAGUUCCUAAGCAUGCGCAGUACGGACAAGAGGCUAAGGAUGGAUUUUUCAUCCGCUCGCUUGGCUAUUUUGAAGGUGCUGGAGGGUGCGCGCGGAGAAGAGGUGCCCCGCCUAUUGCAUUGGAUGAGAACAACCAAUGACUUUGAUGAAUUUAGCUCCACUAAUGAUGAUGUUCUUCUCAGAAGCAUUGCUGAAGAUCUUCGACAUUUUUUGCCCACUGAUGGAAUGCUUGCUUCUGAACACUUUGCCAUUGAAAAACUACAUCAGCAAACAAAACCCACUGUGCAUGUUGAUGCAUUCCUUUAUGAUGAAGAAAUUAUUGAUUCCUUAUGUGAAGAAGGAAAAAUGAGCAGAAACUAUUGCCUGACUUGUGGUUCUCAUCAGACAGCACCAUUAGAGUUCAUUUCUCAUUCAUUUUCUUUCAUGGAACUGAAAUUCCUUUACCGGCAUGUUCUACCCGAUUUGACAGGGAAGGUUGUGGUUGAUGUUGGCUCCAGGCUUGGUGCAGUGCUGUUUGGGGGCUACUUUUACAGCUCAGCAUCUCAGAUCUAUGGAGUUGAAAUGAAUGAAGAUUUUUGCCACUUGCAAGAAGCUAUUGUUGCCAAAUACCAACUCAAUGGAAGAAUAAAGGUGCUUAAUGCAGACAUACGUACCCAGGCUUCACUUCUUCAGAAUGCUGACGCUGUCAUAAUGAAUAAUGUAUUUGAAUAUUUCCUUGACAAAGAGGAACAGGCCAGAUCUUGGGAAUUUAUCAGUCAAAAUGUAAAAAAGAAAGGAACAUUACUGGUCACAGUUCCAAGUCUUGAGGAGUCUUUAUCAGAUCUUCAGGUGAACAUUCAGCUCAGCCAGUGGGUAGAAGCAAUGCCAUUACUCUAUGAUGUAUUCUUGGAGGAAGAUGCUGAUAAAGAAGCACUUAAACAAAUUUAUUUGUAUAAGAUUCUAUAACAUAAAUACUUAUUCAAACUGUAGAAUUGUGGUUUAUACUGCAGUCUUUUCUUUUUUAAUGGCAAUGGGUACAGACUGCAGUCCUUUCUGGGGAUGUAAAAUGAAAAGGCAGAGAAGUGAUAUGCACUCUUGGUUAUGUUAAAGAGCAUCUAUAUGGUUCCUUUUAAUUGGAAGUCCAUACUCAACAAAAAAUGCUGCUGUGCUAUGCUAUUUUUCUACAGAUUUUGUCUUUUUUAUUCUUAGAUGCUGAAAUAAUAAUGUUUAGUUUUUAUGUGUAUUUUUGUCUGCUGCUGUUUUAUGUCCACUUGCUUUUUUAAUAUACAUUUUUAGAUAUUUUUGUUACCAAAUUGUGUUAACAUUUUUGUAAGCCACCUUGGUAGUAUCUCUGCAAGGUUUUUUAAUUUUAAAAUAAAUAUUGUAUACUCUAAAA
Molecule: messenger RNA, 1468 nt
Organism: Heteronotia binoei (common prickly gecko)
Lineage: Eukaryota; Metazoa; Chordata; Lepidosauria; Squamata; Gekkonidae
Exons: 8
Coding region: 106-1038 (310 amino acids)
Molecular function (GO): methyltransferase activity
Source: RefSeq, a predicted model, not a curated record